Messenger RNA from Tachysurus fulvidraco (yellow catfish), 2694 nucleotides. RefSeq names its product steroid sulfatase (microsomal), isozyme S (gene sts). The transcript has 10 exons. Gene Ontology annotation, molecular function: arylsulfatase activity. NCBI's taxonomy places the organism in Eukaryota, Metazoa, Chordata, Actinopteri, Siluriformes, Bagridae. The record is from RefSeq and is a predicted model, not a curated record. The coding region runs from base 89 to 1855 and encodes 588 amino acids.
CACGUGACAACCACUUUCGUUAACUUUCUUGUUUUGAUCUGUUAAAGUCAAUCGAGCCAAACGGAGCGUUAUGAAGUAAUAUAAUAAAAUGAAAUCUCCAUGGACCCUGAUCUUUCUCGGCACGCUGCUGUGUGCUCCUACAGCUUGGGCUGUUACGAAGCCUAAUUUCGUCCUAAUGAUGGUGGAUGAUCUGGGAAUAGGAGACCUUGGAUGCUAUGGAAACACAACUCUGAAGACCCCUCACAUUGACAGGCUGGCGGAGGAUGGAGUGAAGCUGACCCAGCACAUCGCAGCCUCUCCUUUGUGUACACCCAGCAGAGCUGCCUUUCUCACCGGCAGAUACCCCAUCCGAUCAGGAAUGGCCAGUCACGGUCUUGUUGGCGUGUAUAUAACCUCUGCCGUAUCUGGUGGCCUUCCUAAGGAGGAGAUCACGUUUGCCAAGAUCGUGAAGGAACAAGGCUAUGCAACAGCUCUGAUUGGAAAAUGGCACUUGGGCCUGAAUUGUAUGCACAACACAGAUCACUGCCACCAUCCCAGUGCUCAUGGUUUUGAGCACUUCUACGGCAUCCCCAUGACCAACCUGCGAGACUGUCAGCCAGGCCACGGCUCAGUCUUGUACAACGUCCGAAACCACAUUCCCUACAGAGAGCUGGGUGCUGCGCUCGCCACUCUGCUCCUCCUCCAUGCUAAAGGACUGGUUCUCAUAUCUCGCAGACUCGUUCUGUGCCUGGGGAUGAUGCUGUUUACAGCCAUAGCUCUGUUUUUCCUGUGGGUGCUCAUGUUCCCCUACUUCAACUGCUUAUUAAUGAGAGGAGACGAGGUGGUGGAGCAGCCAUACGUGUCCGAAAACCUCACGCAGAAGAUGACCAAAGAAGCCAUCGAGUUCCUGGAGAGGAAUUCUGAACGACCGUUCCUGCUCUUCUUCUCCUUCAUACAAGUUCACACAGCUCUCUUCGCUUCUCCUUCCUUCCGGGGUAAAAGCCGGCACGGACUAUACGGAGAUGCGGUGAUGGAAGUGGACUGGAGUGUAGGCCAGAUAAUGAAAUCUCUGGAGCGACUAAAGCUGAAGGAAAAUACACUGGUUUAUUUGACCUCAGAUCAAGGCCCGCACUUAGAGGAGAUAUCCAUCCAUGGCGAGGUGCACAGAGGUUACAACGGCAUAUAUAAAGGAGGGAAAUCAACCAAUUGGGAAGGAGGGAUUAGGGUGCCGGGGAUCCUACACUGGCCGGGAAAAUUACCUGGAGGAAAGGUUAUUGAUGAGGUCACUAGUAACAUGGACCUCUUCCCUAGUGUGGUGAAAUUAGCUGGCGCUAACGUCCCCAGUGAUAGGGAGAUAGAUGGACGUGACCUCAUGCCAUUGCUGCAGGGACGAGUGCAGCGUUCAGAACAUGAAUUUCUGUUCCAUUACUGCAAUGCCUUUCUGAAUGCUGUGAGGUGGCACCCCGCUAACAGUACCUCAAUAUGGAAAGCCUUUUUCUUCACACCUAAUUUCUACCCUGAAAACUCUACCACCUGUUUCCACACGCACACGUGCUUCUGCACAGAGGCCUACGUGACCCGACACGACCCUCCGCUGCUGUACGAUCUUUCGAAAGACCCAUCUGAAAUGAACCCGCUAACCCCAGAUACAGAGCCUGACUUCAGCUCUGUGCUAGAGGUGAUCAUGGAGGCGAAGAGGGUGCACACGCAGGGUGUUGAACCCACCGAGAACCAGCUCUCAGCCACACACAUGCUCUGGAAGCCCUGGCUCCAGCCGUGUUGCUCUUCCAUCUACCAGCUGUGCAAGUGUCAACGAGACUGGCCGAGUGGGAUUAUGGGAAAUGCAGCAACGGGGCAGCGGCGGCAAAACGAAUGAGUCAAUAGCUAUGACUGUGUAAUGAUGCCUACUUUGCAUUUUGGUGCUGUUUUGUCUUUCAAGAUUCAAGAUUUUUAUUUGUCCCAUACACAGUUAUAUAGAGCGUAUAUAACCAGCAGUGAAAUGUGAGUCAGGUCCGCUCCAUGGAUAGUGCAAUUAUUAAAAAAUUCAACACAAAUGAAAAUAUACCUAAAUAUAGCUAUGAAAGAAUGAAAUAAAAGUAAACAGUAAAAAUAUAAGAAUAAAAUAUAAAAAAGAUGUAUACUAGAGAAUUAAAUAUAAAAUGGAAAAUGAUGUGCAUGAAAGUAAACUGUAGUAUUAAAUAUUAAAAUACACAGGGAUGUACAAGAGGCAAAUGUGCAAACAGGUUGACACUUUCAGUAUGUCAGUGUGAUAAAUAUCUUACUGAUAAAGUGAAUAUUAAGUGGAGACAUGAAGAUGUUAAGAGGCUGGUUUUGAGUUUAGGAGCCUGAUGGCCUGGGGGAAGAAACUCCUAAGGCCACGUUCACGAUGCAAGUCUUAAUGCUUAAUUCGGAUAUUUUGCUCUGAUUUUUUUUUUGCUUGUUUGUUCACAUUACCUUUUAAAAAUAUCAGAUACCAGUGUGAACUGUUUGCUGUUUCGAACUGACCCGCAUGCGCAAACGAACAAUAACAAUGAUGUCACACGCAGCACGCCGUUGCGCUAAAGUUGGCGGGGUUAUAGAGGUUGUAAGCAUUUUCGCUUUUCUUUCUAAAUGUGUGUGUAAUGGCAGCACAGAGAUGCAGUGUUUUGAAAAUUUUCGAAUGUCGAGGGCAACAUUUGAUUAUUUGAUCCAUUUUGUAGGCAUAGUCACGUUUGU